GAUACUUAAAGUUGUCAAGAAAUAGACUGUCUAGCAAAGUGCCGAACUGCAUGGGGAACAUUUCUUCAUUGAGAUAUCUUUAUUUAAACUCCAACAAUCUAACAUCUAGCAUACCGACAAGCUUAUGGAGCCUUAAUGAUCUGUUGGUACUGGAUUUGUCCAUGAAUUAUCUCAAUGGUUCUUUGUCCUCCCAAAUUGGAAAUAUGAAGGCACUGAUCAAUCUGAAUCUAUCAGUUAACCAGUUCUCCGGUGAUAUUCCCAGCACAAUUGGGACGCUACAGAAUUUACAGGAACUCUCCUUAGAGCAUAAUAAACUGCAAGGGUUAAUUCCAGACUCCAUGAAGAAAAUGUUGACUUUGCAGUAUUUGGAUCUGUCAUUCAACAAUUUAGCUGGUAUGAUACCUAACUCACUGGAGGUACUCUUGGAUCUUCAGUAUUUGAAUGUUUCCUACAACAAACUACAAGGACCAAUUCCUCGAGGAGGACCUUUUAAGAACUUCACAAUCCUAUCUUUUCUUGCUAAUGAAGCAUUAUGUGGUGCUCCUUGGUUCCAACCUUGUCAAAAUUUUUAUCAUAGAUCAAAGAAAAAGAUACUCUUGCUUGUGUUGCUGCCAAUAGGAUCUGCUGUCCUAGCCUUUGCCAUUUCACUUUUGUUGAUGAAGAGGUUUACAAGAAAGAAAACUAUGGCUGCAGCUCCUGAUUUGUUUCCAAAAACAACAUAUCAAAGGGUAUCCUACCAUGAACUUCGACAAAUAACAAAUGGUUUCAGUGUGAGUAACUUGCUUGGAUCUGGGACGUUUGGUUCAGUUUACAAAGGGGCAUCUGCAAAUGGGAUAAUUUGGGCUAUAAAGGUUUUUAAUAUGAAGCUCGAUGACAUACUGAAAACUUUUGACACAGAGUGUGAAGUCUUGUGCCGCCUCCGUCAUAGAAAUUUGAUCAAAGUCAUUAGCGCUUGCUCUAAUCCGGACUUUAAAGCUUUGGUACUAGAAUUCAUGCCUAAUGGAAGUCUGGAUAAAUGGCUUCAUCUUGACCACCAUGUCCUGAGUAUCAUGCAAAGAUUGGACAUCAUGAUUGAUGUGGCUCGUGGGUUGGAAUAUCUUCAUUAUGGGUAUUCAUUUCCCAUAAUUCAUUGUGAUUUGAAGCCUAGUAACAUUUUACUAGAUGGAGCUAUGGUAGGUCAUGUUAGUGACUUUGGAAUUGCUAAAUUCCUAGGAGAUGGAGAAAGCCAUCUACAAACAAAAACCCUGGCAACAAUUGGGUACAUCGCUCCAGAGUAUGGACUAGAAGGACUAGUGUCAACAAGGUGUGAUGUGUACAGUUUUGGCAUUACCAUGAUUGAAGCAUUCACUGGAAAGCGACCUAAGGAUGAGAUGUUCACAGAAGAGCUUAGCAUAAGGUGUUGGAUUCUGGAAUCAUUACCAAGUUCUGUAGAUCAAGUUGUCGAUGUGAAAUUACUUCAUCCAGAAGAAGAACAAACCAACAUGGACAUGGCUUGUGUAUCAUCUAUCUUGCAGCUUGCUUUAAGUUGCAGUUCAGAUGUCCCAGAGAACAGGAUCAACAUAAAAGAUGCUCUCACAACACUCGAAAAUAUCAAAACUCAAUUUUUACAAAGAAAUUAGAAGGGCUAAAGCAUUGAAGAAUUAUGA
Messenger RNA from Coffea arabica (coffee), 1646 nucleotides. NCBI's taxonomy places the organism in Eukaryota, Viridiplantae, Streptophyta, Magnoliopsida, Gentianales, Rubiaceae. The record is from RefSeq and is a predicted model, not a curated record.